CCCUUUUACAAACAAUGUUACGCAGGACAGAGUUUUUUACUCAGUAUUAUUGAAUAUGAAAGCUCGACGUCGUUCUUCUAAUUUGGAUAGAAUUAGUGCCCUUCCCCAGCCCAUAAUCGAAAACAUCCUAUGUCAUCUACCUAUCCAAGAUGCAGUGAGGACUAGUGUCGUUUCUAGGGAUUGGAGGUACACCUGGACCAAAAUUCCUCAACUUGCAUUUUCCGAAUUUCAGUUUAAAGCAUCGACCGAUGAUAAUAAACUGUCCGCUUUGGAGAAAACGUUUGGUGUAACAAGUCAAAGGAGAAAUAUGACCAAAAGGUGUAAAUUAUUCUAUGGUAUAUACCACGUUUUGUUAACGCGCCAGGGUCCAGUUGAUGUGUUUACUCUUUGCAUGAAAGCUGAUAAAAGUUGUGUUGAACUUGACCAAAUAAUACAUCAUUUGUCAAGAUCAAGCAAUAAUACCCUCAAGAAACUUACGCUUUACUUAAAUAGUUCCAGUGGCAGUGGGUAUAAGUUGCCCUUAUCUUUCUUUUCUUUGAAACGGUUAACACACCUAACUCUCGAUGGGUGUCAUCUUGAUGAUCAACCAACGUUCAAAGGAUUUCCUAGCCUUACAACCUUAUCCUUGGAUGAUGUAAACACCUCUAAAAGCAUGCUUAUACAUUUGGUGUCCAGUUGUCCAUUAAUUAAAAGAUUCACUCUGAUUAUAGAUGAUGAAAACAUUAUUGGUGAUGAUGAUGACGAUGAUGCCAACAUUACUAAGCUAUUGGAUUGUUUACACGUGAUUGAACAUCUGUGUAUUAGUCAUUCGGCUAUUCAGUGUUUUGAAGACAGAGGAGUUCCGCAAGAGCUUCCCAGCGCUUUAGUCCACCUCAAAUUCUUCUGUUUUGUAGAUAUAUCUUUCAUAGCGAAAUGUGGGUUACUAUUUGUGGGUCUUGUAAUCAGAAACUCCCCGAACUUGGAGAAACUUAGGCUGACGGUAUCUCAAUAUCCGUUUCUUGAAAAAUCCAAGAUAGAGCCCAUUAAUUUGCAAGAUUAUUCGGAUAUUUGGUUGGAGCAUCUGAAAGAAUUGGAGAUUGAAGAUUUUGUUAACUUAGAGCAUUUAUUGGAGUUUGUAAAACUUAUCUUAACCAAGUCACCCGUGUUGAAGAAGGUAAGCAUAUUCCUCUACUACGAGGUUACUACAGAUGAAGAGAUGAUGGUUUUAAGAAUUCUCUUAUGCUCCCCUCGUGCAUCACCUCACGCAAAAAUCUUUGUUGAGCGUCGGCCUAUUAAAUAAAAUGAAGUUGAUCAGUUUAAACAUAUAUAUGUACCCGUGCCAGAUGAAGUUGAGUUUAAACAUAUUAUAUGCCUGAUGAAUGUAAUUGACUUCAAGUCACUU
Molecule: messenger RNA, 1381 nt
Organism: Erigeron canadensis
Lineage: Eukaryota; Viridiplantae; Streptophyta; Magnoliopsida; Asterales; Asteraceae
Product: F-box/FBD/LRR-repeat protein At1g13570-like
Exons: 5
Coding region: 56-1279 (407 amino acids)
Molecular function (GO): protein binding
Source: RefSeq, a predicted model, not a curated record